This is a messenger RNA of Manacus vitellinus (golden-collared manakin), 454 nucleotides long. RefSeq names its product S-adenosylhomocysteine hydrolase-like protein 1. The record is from RefSeq and is a predicted model, not a curated record. Lineage: Eukaryota; Metazoa; Chordata; Aves; Passeriformes; Pipridae. The coding region runs from base 142 to 417 and encodes 91 amino acids. Gene Ontology annotation, biological process: L-methionine cycle. The transcript has 4 exons. Gene Ontology annotation, cellular component: cytosol.
UCCUACACAGACAGCUCCGAUGACGAGGUGUCCCCCCGGGAGAAGCAACAAACCAACUCCAAGGGCAGCAGCAAUUUCUGUGUGAAGAACAUCAAACAGGCCGAGUUCGGGCGCCGGGAGAUCGAGAUCGCGGAGCAAGACAUGUCUGCUCUGAUUUCACUCAGGAAAAGAGCCCAGGGGGAGAAGCCUUUGGCUGGAGCCAAGAUCGUGGGCUGCACCCACAUCACGGCCCAGACCGCGGUGCUCAUCGAGACCCUCUGUGCCCUGGGUGCCCAGUGCCGCUGGGCCGCCUGUAACAUUUACUCCACACAGAACGAGGUGGCUGCUGCCCUGGCAGAGGCUGGGAAUUACUAUUUUCAGGGAGUAUCUUUUCGGGAGGGAUGGGCAGGUGUGCCCCUGUCCUGGGCUGUGCUGUGACCCUGGCACGGCCCUUGCCCCUGUGUCCGUGUUUUCC